Messenger RNA from Solanum tuberosum (potato), 693 nucleotides. Its product is annotated as transcription factor bHLH85-like. Gene Ontology annotation, cellular component: nucleus. Bases 1 to 612 code for a protein of 203 amino acids. NCBI's taxonomy places the organism in Eukaryota, Viridiplantae, Streptophyta, Magnoliopsida, Solanales, Solanaceae. The transcript has 5 exons. Gene Ontology annotation, biological process: regulation of transcription by RNA polymerase II. The record is from RefSeq and is a predicted model, not a curated record. Gene Ontology annotation, molecular function: DNA-binding transcription factor activity, RNA polymerase II-specific; RNA polymerase II cis-regulatory region sequence-specific DNA binding; protein dimerization activity.
AUGGGCAACAAGAAUGUUGAAAAUUCAUUGUCUAAUGAUGAUUAUGUUAUGAAAGAAAAUAUUGGCAAUAAUUAUAGCCAAUUGGAUAAUGAAAUGUUGCUCAAGAGGAAGUUUGAUAAAGUUGAAGUUCAAUCAAUAACAGAGGAGGAAAAAAUCAAGGAAUCUGAAAAUCCUAACAAGAAAUCAAAGGUGUCAAGAGAUCAUGGACCAAAAAAUAAGAAGAAUAGCCAACCAAAAGCCAAAAAGAACCAAAAGAACAUUCAAAUGAACACUGAAGAAGUUGGAGACAAAGAGACUAAUAAUAAUGGACAAAGCACAAGCUGUUGCAGUUCUGAGGAUGAUUCAAAUUUAAAAACCAAAACAAGGGCCAGUAGAGGAGCUGCAACAGAUCCACAAAGCCUUUAUGCAAGGAAAAGAAGAGAAAGAAUCAAUGAAAGAUUGAGAAUCUUGCAAGGUCUUGUCCCUAAUGGCACAAAGGUUGACUUAAGCACAAUGCUUGAAGAAGCAGUCCAUUAUGUGAAGUUUUUGCAGACACAAAUUAAGUUACUGAGCUCAGAUGAUAUGUGGAUGUAUGCACCAAUUGCUUAUAAUGGAAUGGGACUUGACCUCUAAUUAAUUUAUGAAUUUGGAAGCAAUAAACAAAUGUCAUUUUGUUUUUAAUUAUUGUGAUAUAAGACAUUAAUGUCCCCAUAU